UGGUCUCUGUUCUCUAAAACCUCUAAGCUGUCACUCCAUUUUUUUUUUCUUUCUCUAGAAAUUCAGUGUUAUUUGCUGUAAUGGAAAAAAAUUAUUGUGUUGCUGCUUUUUUUGCUUAGCGGCAAUGUGAAUGUGAAUGUGUGUGAAAUCUAGGGUUUUUUGAUUGUGGAUACUUCAGAUCUUUUGUAGAUCUAGGGUUUUUAGGUUGACGAGUUCGUUUCCGCCGCCGCCGCCGUGUUUUACGAAAUGGCGACGCCGUUUCACUUGCCAGUAACUGCUGCUCAGGUGGGGACAUACUUUGUGGGCCAGUAUUAUCAGAUGUUACAGAACCAACCUGAUUUUGUUCACCAGUUCUACAGUGAUGCUAGUACCGUGCUUCGAAUUGAUUCUAGCACCAGGGAGACUGCUUCAGGAAUGCUGCAAAUCCACACCCUCAUAAUGUCGCUUCAUUAUACCGGGAUCGAGAUUAAAACACUUCAUUCCUUGGAGUCAUGGAACGGUGGUGUCCUUGUGAUGGUUUCAGGUUCUGUCCACGUGAAAGGUAUCGACAGGAGUAGGAAGUUCGUACAAACAUUUUUCCUUGGACCCCAGGAAAAAGGAUACUUUGUCCUCAAUGAUAUCUUUCACUAUGUUGAUGAGGAGCAAAUUCUGCAGCAACCAAUGCCCUAUCUAGCACAGACUAACCUUGAUUCCAGGCUGAAUGCACUUCAAGAGCAAGUGCCCAACUACAUGCUUGGUGGAGAAAUCCAGGCAAGGGAGUAUGCUGCUGCUCCUAAAAUUGAAGAUAAUGGGCCAGUCAAUAACUACAGUUUUCCGGAGGAACGGCUUCAGCAUGUCCCCGAAGCCGAGAAGAUCCUUGAAGAUAAUUUUGCAGUGCAGUCAAACGGCUCACUUCAGAGUACAAUUAAUGCAGCGCAAGACCAUUUAUCCAGUCCUAUUGAGGAACCUGUUGCGGAGCCCCAAAAGCACACUUAUGCCUCUAUUUUACAAGUUGCUAAAGGGCAUUCCGCACAAGGAGGACCAGUCCAGUCUUCUUUCAACAAACCUUCACCUUCUCCUUCAGAGUGGCAGCAUGUACCAGAGCCUCCUGCUCUGCCAUCAGUUCCAUCGACUAAUACUAUUGAGAGGUCUAUAACAGAGGCCACAGAAGAGGCUUCAGCUGUGGAUGAUGAAGUUGAAGUCAAGUCUGUGUAUGUUAAAAAUGUGCCUACAACGAUGGCUGCUUACCAAAUCGAGGAGGAAUUCAAAAAGUUUGGUAAACUAAAGCCUGAUGCUGUUGCCAUUAGAACGCGAAAGGACAUUGAUGUAUGCUAUGCAUUUGUCGAAUUUGAAGAUGUAACUGGUGUUCAGAAUGCAAUAGAGGCAUCUACUGUUCAGAUUGGUGGACACCAGUUGUACAUUGAAGGGAGGAGACCGAACAGAAACAACUUAAUUCGAGGAAGAGGAAGGGGUAGAGGCAGAGUUAGCUACUCCAUGGAUGGAAGGGGGCGCUAUGGUGGCCGUGGUUUUGGGAGAGGUGGUCAAGAUGGAGGUGACCGUGAUUAUGGCAGAUCAAGAGGAAAUGGUUACUAUAGACAAGCUCCUCGGCAAGAAAGAGCUUACUCAGGCAAUCAGCAAGGCGUGAGAAAUGGGCAGUACUCGUGGGAAUAAGCAAGUUGUAUUUUUGAAGGACAACACCUUCAGUACAAGCCAUGUUGCAAACAGCUUUUUUGUCUUCACAGUUCUCCAAAAGAUUAGUAUACUUUGAGAAGCAUCAAAAUUUAGAUUUGUGGAAGGAAGCAUCCAAAUACAUAUAUUUUUUGGCAGAAAUAGCAAGUCUUUUAUUUUCGUACAUGAACAGACUUAUCAGUUAUCAGAUAGGGUUCUUAAUGCAGUUUUGGCCCUGC
This is a messenger RNA of Lycium ferocissimum, 1886 nucleotides long. RefSeq names its product nuclear transport factor 2-like. The record is from RefSeq and is a predicted model, not a curated record. Lineage: Eukaryota; Viridiplantae; Streptophyta; Magnoliopsida; Solanales; Solanaceae. The transcript has 9 exons. The coding region runs from base 247 to 1650 and encodes 467 amino acids. Gene Ontology annotation, cellular component: cytosol; ribonucleoprotein complex. Gene Ontology annotation, molecular function: mRNA binding.